GGUAUGCAGAGAGUUGUGUCGCAGAAACUAAAAAAAUUACUUCAAUAACGUGAUGGGAAGUUGUUAGUGUCUACCUCAUCAACAAGAAUGAUUUCUUGCCAAUUCCAAUUUUUCCAUUUGACUGGCUUGGUUUUAGUUUUUGUUAUUGGCAUCUUGCGUUCAAGCGAAGGCGCAGCCAGUUCAGAGAUAGUUCAGAAGCUUGAACAUAAGUUAUUGAACAAAUAUGACAAAAGUGUGAUUCCCAAAACAACACUGGAGAGCGGGGUUACCGUUACAUUGGAUUUGGCAUUGAAUCAAAUUAUUGAUGUGAACAAGCGAGCCCAGACAAUGACAUCAGUGAUUUGGGUGCGUCAGUAUUGGAGUGAUCACAGACUUCGAUGGAAUUCCUCUGAGUAUGAUGACGUAAAAUCAAUUGUGACACAAGCAAGCUAUCUGUGGCUCCCAGACAUCACGCUGUAUAACAAUGCAAAGGAUGAUUAUAAUAUUGAUAAAGAAUCGUAUCACAGCCUGACCAUAACUUCAGAUGGAAACAUAUCAAGGUACUUCCCGACUAUCUACAAAUCCUCUUGUAAGCUGGAAGUCAAGAAUUUUCCCUUUGAUGACCAGGUUUGCACUCUGAAAUUGGGCUCGUGGUCGUACAACAUUUAUGAGAUGAAUCUUUUUAAUGUAGGCGAUGGUGACACUAGCUCAUUUAUUGCUAAUGGGGAGUGGAUUCUUCAAAGCAUGCCCUCAAAAAGACACGUGACUAAAUUUCGUUGUUGUCCCCAUCCCUACGUGUAUCUAACAUACAACAUUAACAUCAAGCGAAGGUCUUUGUACUACGUGCUCAACUGUUUUAUGCCGUGUCUGAUCAUGAUGGCCUUAACAAUCCUUUCGUUCUACUUGCCCUCAGAAAGUGGAGAACGGAUGGGCGUUGGUAUAACAGUGCUCUUGUCGUUGAGUAUCAUUCAGUUGAUAUUAUCCGAUUCCCUUCCACCCACCUCAGAAGUACCGCUCAUUGUUGUCUACUAUGGGCUUACCAUGUUAAAUAUUUUUAUGUCCUUGGUUUUCUCUUGUGUCGUUCUUACUUUGUAUCAUCACUCUGCUAUUCCGCUGCCUCGCUGGAUGCGAACUUCAUUGUGUGACUGGGGGGCAAAAUUGACCCGCAUGCAACAAGAAUGGGUAAUAAUACAAGAAAAGAGGAAACAGAUAGAGAUGAAGCAGAAAUUCUCAUCUAACGACAUCCUUACUAAAGGUGCUGUAGUGAACUGGAUGCCAGAAAUUUCGUUGCCCUCUCAAACACCGACGACGGAACUCGUUACAGGUCAAAGCCUUGAUGAGCGGUCAAGCGAAACAGAAAAUGACUUUUUACUAAGCCAAAGAUACCAUGAAGAGGACAAAGCGCAAAUGCUUUGUGAAGAAUGGAGAUUUGCUUCACGAGUAAUCAAUAAAUUCUUUAUGUGGAUAGUCGUCAUGGCCAUUAUAAGUAACGCUUUGUAUGUAGUUCUUAAAGCCCCCAGAGGGAAUUUCAUUUUGAAUUGAAAAUGAUAUACUCUAUACAAGCCAGAAUUCUGAAAUCUGACAGUCCAAUCAAAAGAUGGUUCUAACUAAGGAAUUUAACGAUACCGCUGGUGCCAGAGAUUUUCACUUUCUUUUACUCCUCGCAAGAAGUCGAGACGAGAUACAAUCAAGGAUUACGGUUUCUUUUUCUCUCUCGCUGCAGUCGCAGCGAAGAGAGGAGGAGGUAGGGAGGAGAUGAAGAACAUAAAUGAGACGUAGGGGGCCAUCCAGGCCGGCCCACGAUAGGGAAGAAUGGGGAGAUUUCUUCACUGCCCUAUGAGCCAAGACGCGCGACGGGCAGUAAGUAAGAAAGCAGUCACAAUCAUAGCUGGACCUUCACAUGAGGAACCCUCGUACUGAGAAUACCUCAACUAAAGAGUUAAAAUUAUCAGAGUUAUAAAAGAAGGAUAUGUUCAUAAAGGAAGGCCAUCGCAAUUAUUACAUCAUUUACUCCAUUGCAGCCAUGGCACUUUGCAUCUCCCAAGAAUAUUGUAACUGAUAGGAAACCGAGAUAUAUCAGUAUACACCCUUAUAUAAGAGGGACGACACAUUUUGUCAGUAGAUUUGUCAGUAGAAGUUUGCGAGCCAUUUUCGCGAAGAUGGGGACAGAUGCCACUUGAAGUUGAAAAUGGUAAAGGUUUUUUGUUACCUAUUCUGUAGUGGCUAUUAGAUUGAACACGGGCCUGAAGGUGGUGGCCAGGGCAGAGUCCACAAUUAACAGAACUUGUUGGCGAGGUCAGUAAAAUAACCUGUUGAUUAAGUUUCUGAAAACUGAAUGUUGGAAAUGAGUGCUCCAAUGGAUAGAUGAGAGCGCAGUUGUUUGAGAUCUCUAGUCGAAGAUGUUGGAUGGGAAUACGAAGGCCGAAUCAACAGCCCUAAUUUAUGAUUUCUCCCAUGAAGGAAGGAGCAGAUCAUUCGAAGUGAUAAUGUACAUAUAAGUUUUCGGCUUCACCAGUAUAAAAGAAAAAAAAUAACGCGUGAUGUUUAUCACCUUUCCAGUAGUCUGAUUAAUUUGAUGAGUUCAUUUUGGGCAAUUCGACCCAACGAAGCUAGACUGAGGAGCUUUUGAUGCGAAGUAAGGUGUCCAUCCCCGCAUGUAGUAAGUCUUGUGUCACCUGAAAUGUUCCUAUUCUAAUCUAAGCAGAUUGAAGUUCCCUCAAAUGUCUAGACAGUCAGACGCUUUGCGCUGUAUCAAGAGUUCUGGAAUGCAGUGCUGGAUAACUGUUUGCAGCGGAAAAAUUUUCUGUAUUGUCGGAGUUUUGUGUAGUUGUUAUGCUAAAAAAUAUUUUUGUAUUUUGUGUUAAUUUUUUGAGAAAAAGAAGCUAUAUUGGGUCAUCAGAGCAACAACAAUUGUAUCGUUUUAUUCUGAAUUUUUGGUGUUCUUUCGUGAUCUGUUGUUUAUAUAUAUUUUGGGGUUAUCAAAACAUUUAGUGAUUCCAAUCAUCUUAACAAAAACAAAAACAGAACAGCACGUAUCGGGAA
Molecule: messenger RNA, 3021 nt
Organism: Stylophora pistillata
Lineage: Eukaryota; Metazoa; Cnidaria; Anthozoa; Scleractinia; Pocilloporidae
Product: neuronal acetylcholine receptor subunit alpha-10
Biological process (GO): monoatomic ion transmembrane transport
Cellular component (GO): membrane
Molecular function (GO): transmembrane signaling receptor activity; extracellular ligand-gated monoatomic ion channel activity
Source: RefSeq, a predicted model, not a curated record